UCCCAGCACCCGAACUCUUGGGUCACCCAUUGUGCUGGAGUAGAAGAGGCAGCGCGAAGCCCCUGGGGAAGUUGCAGGCUUUGAUUCUCCCUGACAGGACUCAUCCCGUCGAGCGCCACCAUGCCUUUCGGAAACACCCACAACAAGUUCAAGCUGAACUACAAGCCGGAGGAGGAGUUCCCCGACCUCACCAAGCACAACAACCACAUGGCCAAGGUUCUCACCCUGGACAUCUACAAGAAGCUGCGUGACAAAGAGACCCCCAGCGGCUUCACUCUGGACGACUGCAUCCAGACCGGCAUAGACAACCCAGGCCACCCUUUCAUCAUGACUGUCGGCUGCGUGGCUGGGGACGAGGAGACCUACGACGUCUUCAAGGACCUCUUCGACCCCAUCAUUUCCGACCGUCACGGCGGCUACAAACCCACCGACAAGCACAAGACCGAUCUGAACCACGAGAACCUGAAGGGUGGAGAUGAUCUGGACCCCAACUAUGUGUUCAGCAGCCGUGUACGGACGGGCCGCAGCAUCAAGGGAUACUCCCUGCCACCCCACUGCAGCCGUGGGGAGCGCCGUGCUGUGGAGAACCUCUCCAUCACCGCCUUGAACAGCCUGACAGGGGAGUUCAAGGGCAAGUACUACCCCUUGAAGGACAUGACCGACGCCGAGCAGCAGCAGCUGAUCGAUGACCACUUCCUGUUUGACAAGCCCGUCUCCCCUCUCCUGCUCGCCUCCGGCAUGGCCCGGGACUGGCCCGACGCUAGAGGCAUCUGGCACAACGACAACAAGACCUUCUUGGUCUGGGUCAACGAGGAGGAUCACCUCCGUGUCAUCUCCAUGCAGAAGGGCGGCAACAUGAAGGAGGUCUUCCGGCGCUUCUGCGUCGGGCUGCAGAAGAUUGAGGAGAUCUUCAAGAAAGCCGGCCACCCCUUCAGCUGGAACGAGCACUUGGGCUACGUCCUCACUUGCCCCUCCAACCUGGGCACCGGCCUGCGUGGCGGCGUCCACGUGAAACUGCCCCACCUCAGCAAGCACGCCAAGUUCGAGGAGAUCCUCACCCGCCUCCGUCUGCAGAAACGUGGCACAGGUGGCGUGGACACCGAGGCCGUGGGCGCCGUGUUCGACAUCUCCAACGCCGACCGCCUGGGCUCCUCCGAGGUGGACCAAGUCCAGCUGGUGGUUGACGGCGUGAAGCUCAUGGUGGAGAUGGAGAAGAAGCUGGAAAAGGGCCAGGCCAUCGACGACAUGGUCCCUGCGCAGAAGUGAGAGCGCCAUCUCUUGGCCCCGACGGCCCCGCGCGGACUCCGGGUGGUGACCCCAACCCUGCCACUCCCGGCAGCCGCUCCCCUGCGCCCUCCUCUCUCCUGCCCAGGGGAGGCGAGGGCCGAGCGGGUGGCUGCCCUCUGCCAGCUGGGAAGCUCACGUCACCCGAGCCUUAGUGGAAGGAGUUAAUAAAGCUAGCGAUGGCCUCAGAGCCUUGCCUCCCCCCUA
Gekko japonicus is the source of this 1491-nucleotide messenger RNA. RefSeq names its product creatine kinase, muscle (gene CKM). The transcript is spliced from 8 exons. The coding region runs from base 121 to 1266 and encodes 381 amino acids. Gene Ontology annotation, molecular function: creatine kinase activity. NCBI's taxonomy places the organism in Eukaryota, Metazoa, Chordata, Lepidosauria, Squamata, Gekkonidae. Gene Ontology annotation, biological process: phosphocreatine biosynthetic process. The record is from RefSeq and is a predicted model, not a curated record.